Molecule: messenger RNA, 387 nt
Organism: Gastrolobium bilobum
Lineage: Eukaryota; Viridiplantae; Streptophyta; Magnoliopsida; Fabales; Fabaceae
Product: homeobox-leucine zipper protein HAT4-like
Exons: 2
Coding region: 1-387 (128 amino acids)
Cellular component (GO): nucleus
Source: RefSeq, a predicted model, not a curated record
AUGACUCAAAAACCCUCCUGGAACCAGCCUUUCACUUCUUCAGAUCGAGAUUCGGAAACAUGCAGAGGCGAAGGUCGAUCUUUCCUGGGCGCAAUCGAUGUGAAGCGGUUGCCUUAUGGGGUUGAUUGUGAAGAGGAGGGUGGUGUUUCAUCCCCAAACAACACCGUUUCGAGUGUGAGCGGUAAGCGUAGCGAGAGAGAGAACAACGAGGAAGAACAUGACAUAGACAGAGCUUGUUCUAGAGGAAUCAGCGACGAAGAAGACGGUGAAACCUCAAGGAAAAAACUUAGGCUCUCCAAAGACCAGUCAAUUAUUCUUGAAGAGGGAUUCUUUUUACUGGAGACACAAUCCUUUGUUUUGGAUAUUCUUCUAAUAUUUACUCGGUAG